GCGGGUGAUCUACGGCGGGAUGGUGGGGCAUCAAAUGCUAUCUCCACCACCUGGGAGAUCUCCUUUAAAUACAUCCGCUCGCGGAAACCUUCUGCAGCCGACCUUCUCUCGCUUAUGAGCUUCUUCGAUCGACAAGGCAUCUCUCCGUCACUUCUUAGGCCCAUCGAUGUCAAAACUAUUCAGCAAGUAACGCACCUUGCCGCAUCAGAGGAUUCAGGAUCUGAGUCUGGUAGUGGUAGUAGUGGUGACGAAGGUGGGAGGUUUGAGGACGAUGUGGCCAUGCUAAGAGACUUUACGGAGACGGGCAUACUCAAUGGCGGGCCAGUAAGUGACCUCUCCCGAGCCAUGAAUUUUUUCCUCAAGUCGCUGAUAAACUACGGCCACAGUCGAAGAGACCCUGAGAUACCAGAUCCCCCCCUCGGCCAUGAUCUCGGCAGUGGCGUGGAACUACGGCACCAGGUUCUUCGAGAUCCGCAUCUACACCACCGAUGACAACGACGCCUUGUACAAAAUAUCGUACUCGCGCCACCUGGGUGGCUGGAAGCCCUAUGUCGAGUCGGUGGCACCCGUUCUGGGCCCGGCGUCCAAGUCUCUGGCCCCCGGUGGCAUCGACAGUCCGCCGCUGUCUGCCGUCGCCGCCAUCCUGCUGGAGGGUGACUGGAAGACCAAGGUAUACUUCCACCCGCGCCGCACCAUUGGCGAGUGGGACGUCUGCGCCAAGGCGCCCGCGUUUAGCGGCAUCCCCAAGGCGAGUGCCGCCGCGGCGGAGAGGCGCGAGCUUGAGGAGAAGACCAGAGCUUUGAUCAAGGCGGACGAGGAGCGCAGGGCCAAGGAAGAAGAGGAGAGCAAGGAGAAAGAGCGCAAGGAAAAGGAGGCCGAGAGAAGGGCCGAAUAGGAGGCGGCGGCGGCGAGGCGAGGAGAGCCUCAGCCCAAGCCCGCUCCCGCACUAGUGAGUCUUGGAAAAUACCUAGCGUCUAUCAUAUGGCCCUCACGAUACUAAACACAUCCUUCCUUGCAGAUGCUCACCAGGCCCAUCAUCGUCAUGGGGGACCCGGCGUCGGCGCCGAAAAAAGUCGACGACGUGUACAAGCGCGUCAGCCUGCCGUUCGACGUAUCCCUGUUCGAGAGCACUACGACCCGGACGAUCUGGAUCAGCGACAACGGCAUCAUCAGCAUCGAAGGGGCCAGCCCGGAGAGCAAGUACUACACGGACAAUCUUUCCCUGAAGUACAAGGACGCGCGGCAGCUGCCGUUCAACGCCGCCGCCGACUUCCCCAAGUACGCGCUGUUCCUGUUGGAUUCGACACACAGAUGGAUUAUAUUGAUGAGAAUUUAUUGAAUUGAU
Messenger RNA from Lasiosphaeria miniovina, 1345 nucleotides. RefSeq lists its product as uncharacterized. The transcript has a single exon. Bases 425 to 895 code for a protein of 156 amino acids. NCBI's taxonomy places the organism in Eukaryota, Fungi, Ascomycota, Sordariomycetes, Sordariales, Lasiosphaeriaceae. The record is from RefSeq and is a predicted model, not a curated record.